Molecule: messenger RNA, 4233 nt
Organism: Thermothelomyces thermophilus ATCC 42464
Lineage: Eukaryota; Fungi; Ascomycota; Sordariomycetes; Sordariales; Chaetomiaceae
Exons: 2
Coding region: 296-4060 (1254 amino acids)
Biological process (GO): protein import into peroxisome matrix
Cellular component (GO): peroxisome; peroxisomal membrane; cytosol
Molecular function (GO): ATP hydrolysis activity; ATP binding
Source: RefSeq, a predicted model, not a curated record
CGGAGUUGUGGUCCUUGCCUCGGCACAUGCAAACUGCCGGGAAGCUGCCCCGUUCGAAGCUGCCCGCCCCCGAGGCUACAUGCGCCGAGCCGAAGCGGGACGAAUGGUUGAAUCAUUCCUUCUUCUUUUGAGAUGCCUCAUGCUCAGAAGAAAGUGCAACACUGUUGACUAGUACCUCCUCCAACACAAACGAUCGGCAAGAAGGGAAAAAGAAAAACAAAGCCCCAACCCCAAACCCCCCUCUCUCCCCUCUCCGGCGACAACACACCCGAUAGCCGGGUCCGCGCGCACGGAAAUGGCGCCGAUGCAGGCGCCUGCCGUGCUCUCGCUGGUGCAUUUGCAGAACUGCCUCGUCAACCUCCCCCCGUCGCUGGCAUCGCUGCUGUCUAAUGCCAAUACGCCCGCCCAAAAUGUCGUCGUCGAACUCCGGUACCGCGCCCGCGCCCCUACCCCGGGCGGCAACCCGGACCCGGAGAACAACCCUUCGAUCAAGCACAUAUUCCUUGGGUGGACUGGAAUGUCGAGCAAACGGAGAGUCGCCCCGAUCGUUGGCAGGGACGGCAUCGGCAGUGCGCGGGACGCACGCGACCAGGAUGCGGGCGCCGUUGAGCUGGAUGCCACCCUCGCGACCAACUUGGGAUUGACCGACGGCCAGAAAGUCACAGUGACGCUUCAUUUCGACCCGCCCAUGGUCCACACCGUCAACAUUGAGCCCCUGACGCCCGAUGACUGGGAGAUGAUCGAGCUGCACGGCACCUUCUUGGAGGACAACCUGCUGUUCCAGAUCCGCGCCGUCCCAAACCCCGCCUACGCUGCGCAGUCACGCCUACCCGGCACCUACACGCACCCGCUAACCCUGCAUCUGUCGCCCACGUCUACCGCAAACAUCAAGAUUCUAUCUCUAGAGCCUGCUCCCCCCGCCAAUACACCCUUCGCCAAGAUCGCCCCGGACGCUGAAGUCAUUGUGGCCCCCAAGACGCGGGAGAAACAGCGCAGUAGCAGAGACGAUAGGAGUGUGGGUGGCGCAUCGCGCAAGAGUGGAAAGAGCUCGACGAGCACGGCUAGGAGAAAGAGUGCGCGGCAGGAGAAGAAGCCGGUUCUGUUCUUCAGGGGCGUUGACCGCAAGAGUUGCCAGGAAUGGUUUGACGACGAGGCGCCGGUGGAAGCGCUUAGCGUCUGGGUUGAUCGCGAUCUGCUGUCUGGGAAGGACCUCAAGUCAGUCAAAUGGGUGUCGGUCAGCGUUGUUCGGCCCGCCGGCCUUCAACUACCGCUUGACCCGGCGAGUCAACCGCAGGAAGCAGAUCCUGCAGCCAAGGCAUCCACGAAAAUCGUCGCCUCCCUUCUGCCGUGGGACGAGCCCCCCGAUGGCCAAACAAUCGCGCUCUCCUCGUCUCUCUGCGCCGCGCUUGGGUGCGAAGGCAUGGUCGGCGGCGUGGUCAAGAUCGAACCCGCCCCAGCCCAGGUGCCCCGGAAGGCGUCAGAUCAGGACGGCAUCUCUCGCGAACCGGUUCAGAAACUCAAGAUCUACCCUUUCCAGUCGACGAAGCCAGCCCAGUUCUCGGGUCUCAAAUUUGGUGGCCAAUCCAAAGCUGAGAAAGACGAGGCCGCGAACCAGGUGAAGCACAUCUACGGGCCAGAAGGAAACGGCUUGCUCCUGGGGCCGCUCACAGACGGCCAGGUCCUCGGCGUGCACGACGGCCUUAGAUGCCCCCGAGGCUGGGAGGGGGCUAUUGUGCGGUUCGAGCCGUCUGCAGCGCCACAAGGACAAGGGAAGAAGGCCCUGAGCUGGAUCCUUGGCUCCGAAUGGAAGCUUCCAAUUGUGGUCGAACCGCCGGUUCCAAAACCUACGUGGUUUUCUGAUUUCGAGACUGACCAGGUGGAAUCGUCCGAUACUCUCUUGGUUGGCAUCGACUCGCUGUUGGGGAAGCUCAAGUCGCAUCUCUCGCACAUGUCUUCCGUGCUGCUGACCGGCGGUCAAGGAUCCGGCAAGACGUCGGUUGCUCGGGCGGUGGUGCGUGCGCUGCGCUCUGAGCAGCUUUACCACACGACCUACUUUCCUUGCACCAGACUUGUCAAUGACGAAAGCCGGAUAUCCACCAUCAAAGAGACGCUUACCCGGCUGUUCAUGGCUGCCAGCUGGGGUGCGCGGCUCGGCGGUAGGGCGGUGGUCAUCCUGGACGACCUUGAUCGUCUCUGCCCGGCUGAGACCGAACUGCAGGUGGGCAACGAGAACGGCCGGAGUCGGCAAAUUAGCGAGGCCAUCUGCGCCAUGGUCAGGCAGUACUGCGGCCGAGAUAGCAAUGUGGUGCUGCUGGCCACCUGUCAGGGCAAGGACUCGCUGCACAACGUCUUGGUCGGUGGCCACAUUGUCCGCGAGAUCGUUGAUCUGAGUGCCCCUGAUAAGGAAACCAGGCGGCGCAUUAUGGAGGCGCUCACCAAACAGGGGUCUGUCUCCCCAGAGGAGGUGGUAGAGCCCGGGGGCGACGACGGUAGCCGCCCGACGACGGCAGAUGGUAGCGCCGCAGAGGGAGACGGAGACGGAUGGAUGGACGGCCCGGCCCGGCCAGCCCGGAAAUCCUCCGGCCACAAACCCAGCGGUUUCGUCCUGGAUGAAGACCUUGACUUCCUCGAUAUUGCCGGGCAGACGGAUGGGUAUAUGCCAGGGGAUCUGAUCCCGCUGAUCUCGAGAGCGCGCAACGAGGCGCUGAGCCGCACUGUCGGGGAGUCACCAGAUGCCGACGCAAGCGUUAUUCGUCUUAGCCGUGCCGACUUUGAUAACGCCCUCAAGGGUUUCACACCAGCCUCACUACGCAAUGUCACGCUCCAGAGCUCAACCACCACGUUCGCCUCGAUUGGCGGGCUGAAAGAAACCCGCAAGGUCCUCCUCGAGACGCUCCAGUAUCCAACCAAGUACGCACCCAUCUUCGCCCAAUGCCCACUUCGCCUCCGCUCUGGCCUGCUCCUCUACGGUUAUCCAGGCUGCGGGAAGACCCUUCUAGCUAGUGCCGUAGCAGGCGAGUGCGGCCUCAACUUCAUCAGCGUCAAGGGCCCCGAGAUCCUCAACAAGUACAUCGGCGCCUCUGAAAAGAGCGUCCGAGACCUCUUUGAGCGCGCCUCGGCCGCCAAGCCUUGCGUCCUCUUCUUUGACGAGUUCGACUCUAUCGCCCCAAAGCGUGGCCACGACUCUACGGGCGUCACGGACCGCGUCGUCAACCAGCUUCUGACCCAAAUGGACGGUGCCGAGGGCCUGUCAGGCGUCUAUGUCCUCGCGGCGACCUCCCGCCCGGAUUUGAUCGACCCCGCGCUGCUCAGGCCGGGCCGUCUCGACAAGUCCCUGCUCUGCGAUUUCCCCACUCUAGAGGACCGUCUCGACAUCAUCAGGGCGCUGGCCCAAAAAGUCAAGGUCGCCGACGAAGUCUGGGGCUCGGAAGAGCACAUGCUCGAGCUGGGCCACCGCACCGAAGGCUUCUCCGGGGCGGACCUCCAGGCUCUGGUGUCCAACGCCCAGCUGGAAGCCAUCCACGACGUGCUCAACGAUCGGGAACAGCAGUCCGCAGGCGCCAGCAAUGCCCGUCGCGGCGGGGCCAAGAAGUCCCUGUCUGCUUCCGCGGCAUCCAAGAACUUUGUCCAGUUCCGCUAUGGCGAGGACGAUGCCGCCGCACUUGGCGACAGCUCAGCAACCUCAGCGCCCCGCACCCGCGCGGCGCAACUCGCCGAACAGGCCGCGAUCGCCAGCAAGCUGGAGGGAAUCCGGCUGGCCAAGAAACGCGCCAAGCAGCAGCUCGCCAAGGGUCCUGCCGCCGCGUCCGGCGCUGUGAACGGUCUCUCCAAUGGCGAUGUGACGGCCGGCAGCGGCUCUGGUAGCAGUUCCGGCAAUGCGGAGGUGGUUAUCCGCUGGGAGCACCUGGUCAAGGCGCUCGAGGGUACGCGGGCGAGUAUCAGCGUCGAGGAGCGGAGGCGCUUGGAGAAGAUCUAUCACGAGUUUGUGGUCGGCAGGAGUGGAGACAUGAAGGACGGGCAAGGGAGCAUGGAGAUUGGGGGGAGGAGCAGUCUCAUGUGAGCGAGUAUGUACCAUUCUUUGUACAUAUACGUAGGUCUUGUAUGAAGGAGCAGCAGUGUCUGGCUGAUGUCUGAACCACUGAUGAAGCAUAAUCACUAGCUUGGCAGACAUCCUUGACUUGAGUAGCCAUUUCCGUUCAGCGAUUGAUUUCCAGCAUGAAGCUGUGGCCACAC